GUGCUAAUAUUUCAUGUGGUUAUUAGUAGAAAGAUGUACGUGUGUUUCAGUCCCAAACACAAAUACACAAACACAUCUAACCACACACACACAACUAACCACACACACACACGCACACACACAUACACACACACACACAGUAAAUACGUCCACCCACUGACAUAAAUACGCAUACGUGGUGGAUCAUUUCUGUCAGCAGAACAACUCUCUUCUCUGGUGCAUCAGAGUUGAGGAUGUCUGCCCCUUUAAGAGGCAUCCUGCAAAGUUACAGCAUUUCUCUUCGACUCGUAUCUUAAACUGCAUGGGAAACAGUGAAGAACAACUAUUUAAUACAAACCAAGUGUAAUGGAAUAAUCCUGGUUUAAAGCAUUCAAUAGCCCUGAGUUUAGUCAGUAAUGACUGACAUGGAAACAGUGGGGUAAUGGAGACCACUGGGCUGAAAAGAUCACUGGGGAAUUAACGUGAGACGUCAUGGAGAGCGAUGAACUCGAGGCGAGAGAGUGGCUCAUCUCCUGCAUCACGAUCCCCCUGUCCACAGCCAUCAUCCUGGCCAACCUGGUCAUCAUCGUGGGCAUCCUCUACAACCGACAGCUGCACAACACGCCCAACUACUUCUUCCUGAGCCUGCUGGUGGCGGACCUGUGCACGGGUGUGGCUCUGCCCUUCAUCCCGCGCAUGGCCCUGGAGCGGAGCCUGAACUUCCACACCUGCCUGCUUGUGCACACCUUCCCCAACUUCCUCUUCCUGUCCUACCUGUUCAACCUGGUGAUGGUGCACUACGAGCGCUACCUGUGCAUCGUCAGCCCCCUGCAUUACAGCCAGUGCUGGGUCCACCGCUGCUUCCCUGUGGCCCUGCUGGCGGCAUGGGUGCCCCCUCUGCUCUACGCCUCCCUGCCCGCCUUCGGUUGGAACGAGUGGAGCCAAGACGAGAUCAAUGUCAACGGCACUCUCAACCAAACCGUGGGGGCGACAGGGUGUGCGGUGGACCCCCUGGACGACAACGGGAUGUGCUCCUACAGGAAGGUCUUCCCCACGGCCUACAUCUACCUGGAGGUGUACGGCCUCCUGCUGCCGGCCAUCUUCCUCAUCGCAGGCAUGACGGGCAGGGUGCUGUGGAUCACCCGGAAGCAGCUGAGGGACAUCUGCAAGCUCCACCGGGCCGGGGUGCGCGACCAGGCCUCGGUCGGCGAGCAGCGGCUCAACGUGCGCUACGCCAAGUGCGUGGCGGCCGUCUCCCUGGUCUUCCUGCUUUGCUGGGUGCCCUACGUCAUCUAUGUGAAUGUGACGCUUAAGUGGCUGAAGGCUGACGGGAAGUCCCAGAACAGCACGACACACAUCAUCCUCUGCUGCACGGGGAUCGGGAGCAUGGCCAUCAUCCCCUUCAUCCUGGGGCUGGCCAACAGGCAGUACACAGACCCCGCCCGCAAGGUGCUGCUGAAAUUGCAGAACUGCUGGCACGGGAUGCGGGAUUGCACAGACAUGUAGCACUGAGAGAGCCUUCUGAGGAGCAUUCCAUAUGGAGGUGUGUGAAUGGGCAUGAUGGGCACUUUAUGAAAGAAUUACAAACAGCAUAAUUCUGGUCAGACAUCAAGUUAUUAUUUUAGGCUACUAAAACAAAAGUUUUUUUAAGGGCUAUGCCACACAACUAUGUGUACUGCUAAGGUUAAUGUUGUUUAUGCAUGAUGUAUCGGCUCAACGUGGCUCAGCUUUCUGAUGAUGCUGAAAAAGCCAAUUUCUUGGCAUGGGAGCAAACAAUCCAAGAAACAUUUUAUAAUAUUUGUCUGUAAAUGAGAUGUGGCAUAAAAAUAAAGAAUAUACUAGAAUAUCCAAAUGGAUCAGAAAUGAACUCCUAGGGGGUAUAUGAAACCAGACUAGGGGUAUGUUGAGCACAAAGCCUGAUAGCUCCGCUCUCAUAUUUCCCAGUAUACGCCUCUGGUCCAUCUGGAUGUUUUCUCGUCAUUGUCUUUUUUCCCCUUGUGGUCUUCUGAUGUUACAUUUAUCUCACAACCAGUGCCAAAGUCCUUUAGUCACUAGAGUCCUCUAAAAGGGUGGGUAUGUUUUGCGUUCACUGUCUGUCACCAGCCAUAUCCUGGACACUCAUCGAUGUUUACAAACAAAGAGUCUUUUAAGAUCUCAAGGGAAAUUCUAUUAUGGUUGGCCACAAUUCACAUUGUCCUACCAGCAUAAACCAGCCUGUAUGCAUGAAGAAAUCAUUAGGAAGCGCAACAACACAGUGAUGAAGCUUACAUAACAUGCUGGUUAUAUUAUCACUGAUUAGCAGAGAAUCUUUUAUGCCUUCACAUGUUCCAAAAAGGGGGGCUUGAAUUAAAUUUAACAAAUGUCUGACAUAAAAUUUGUUUUACACUAAAGUACUUUUUUUGCUACAAAAAUGGCUUCUCUGAGUUGCUAAGUAAGAACUCUUACUAACUCUACUCUAACUCUAUAACUCUUGAGGGAGCACUGGUGUUACUUCUCUAUAUUUCACAAACACAUAUUUUCUCUCAUUUCAUUACUGUAUAUGAUGUUUAACCUCAGUGGGACAAAUAAAAUACAACUAAAUAGAACAUGUUGAAGCCUCAACCACUAACUGAACAGAACCACAGUAAAAAAGAGGCUUAAGAUUACAUUCCUAUCUGAUUUAAAACAUUAGAUAUGUCAAACCCUUUUUAUCCAACAUUUGUUGUUUUGUUUCUGGGUGACGUCUGGAACAAUUGAUGAAUUUAUGUUUAAAAAUUCAUGCACUUGGUCUCAUACGGAGAUGUGUAAGCAGUACAAGGUCUGGAGUGAGACGGGCAGUCUCCCAAAGUCCACAUGGACAAUUUGUUAUCCUCUUAUCGCCCCCAUCGCCCAUUCCCAGAAACCACCAGCCCCCUAUGGUGACGCACCACUACCUAAUAAUGACUGUGGGGAAUCUUUUAUCAUACAUGAGUACAGCUGCACAGGGUCAACCUUUUUACAAAUAGAUUUAAAAAAAAAAAAAAACCUCUUAGGACUAGCCUGACGUAGUCAUACUCAAUUCAAGUCAGAAUAUGACUUCCCGACCUCAAAUGUUGUGGGCGGGACUAAGUUCGGAAUGGCACCCAGGCUAUCUUAGGACAUCAUUAUAUAUCAAAUACGUAUCUCCAUAGCUGUUUAAGGCUCUUCAUCAAACUGGACAUAAUUAAUUACUAUAAGGGCAUGAUGAACUGAUUAGUUACUCAACAUUGUGGGGUCAAAGGUCAAGGUUGCACGGGGUCACACACACAAAUGCAGUGGUUGCAUAUCUCCCAAGCAGUUUGAAGACUCUUCAUCAAACCUAGCACAGUUAAUUAACACUAAAAUAGGCCAUGGACCAGAGGGGGCUACUAUGCCCCUUCCCCACCCCCCACACACACCACCAACCCCUUGGUUGGGGCCAAAAUGUAUCAGCCGUACACUUCCUUCACCAAUACAGGAUUAUGUAAUGUGCAUGGUGAUCCACAGUACUAAAAAGGUGGGACAUGUCUUAAUUCAUGUUAUUUCACAUCUACAAGGUAUAGGCUUUUCAAAAAUAUACACUUUAUAUUUAGAAUUUGCUUCUUUUAUUGGUCAAGGCCAAAAUGUAUCAGCCGUAUACAUGGUUCACCUAUGUGCAUGGUUUGGAGGAAGGCGGGCCAUGUUACAACUCAGGCUUUAAGAAAAUAUGUAAUUUAUGCUGAUUUAUUUGUUUUUUCUUAAUGUUACAGGCCAAAAUGUAUCAGCCUAUACUUGGCUCACUAGUACAAUAUAGGACUUUGUAUUGAGUAUGGUAUGGAAAAAGGUGGGACAUGUUUCUCAGCUCACAUCUAAAGGGUGUGGCUUUAAGAAAAUAUAGUGAUUAACUGUUCUACGUUUGAUGAAAAUCCUUAAACCUCUUUGGGAGAUAUUGUCCAAAUACUGUAUUUUAAGAGUAACUACAUGUGACCUUGACAUUUGACCCCACAUACAUUUAGUACCUUAUCAGUUCAUCAGGCUCUUAGAGUGAAUAAGUACCGGUAUGCCAAGUUUGAUGAAGGUCCUUCAACUGGCUUUGGAGAUGUUGGAAAAUCAUAAUGUGAUUUUUUUUUUUCUGUGAAGGAUUUGUAGACCUGGAAUUCUUAAUCUACAUAAAAAGAUGAUUUCAAAAUACCUAAAAUGCCUAAAAUUUACUUUCACCCUUAACCCUAAUUCACACAGACUAAAAUGAAUGUGAUACUUUUUCCAGUGAAUCACAUUAAUCACAUGUACAAUUUAAUUCACGCUAUUUAACAACCCAGGCUGCUUGCAUUCAUGCUUGCAAGGUCUUCCUUGUUUGACUACUCCACCUACUCAAAUGCCACAGAUGACUAAUUGAGCUGGUGAUUUCAGACCAGACAUUUGACCUCUGACUAAGCUUUUUAAAUGUAUUACACCACACGUAUCCAUAGUUUUGCAGCAUGACAUGGGAAUGUCAUGACCACAUGGUUAAAAGGCCAACUGUAAAGUCAAAAGUUCUCAUAGUUUGGUGUCUGGGUCAAUACAUGGCUUCAGAUCUUUGUCGUUUAAUUGCUACUCUGUAUGAUCUGUCAUGCUUCCCUUUAAAACGUAUGGAUGGCCUGUUUUUUAUGGCAGUACAGAGUUAAGAGUGCUUUACUUUCUAUGUGAACGUGCUGAUUAUGCACAUACUGUAUACACAGUCAUGAAUUUGUAUGGUGUUAUGAAUGUAAAAUAGCUAUGGUCUCCUCUGUACUGUAUGUUAAAUGUUACUCUAUUGUUCUAGCUGUGUAGCUUAAAUGUUAUUCUAUUGCUGUAAGUGGCUUAGAUAAAAGCAUCUGCCAAAUGAA
Molecule: messenger RNA, 4799 nt
Organism: Alosa sapidissima (American shad)
Lineage: Eukaryota; Metazoa; Chordata; Actinopteri; Clupeiformes; Clupeidae
Gene: gpbar1
Product: G protein-coupled bile acid receptor 1
Exons: 2
Coding region: 472-1485 (337 amino acids)
Biological process (GO): G protein-coupled receptor signaling pathway, coupled to cyclic nucleotide second messenger; chemical synaptic transmission
Cellular component (GO): dendrite; membrane
Molecular function (GO): G protein-coupled serotonin receptor activity; neurotransmitter receptor activity
Source: RefSeq, a predicted model, not a curated record